Molecule: messenger RNA, 1306 nt
Organism: Homalodisca vitripennis (glassy-winged sharpshooter)
Lineage: Eukaryota; Metazoa; Arthropoda; Insecta; Hemiptera; Cicadellidae
Product: zinc finger MYM-type protein 3-like
Exons: 6
Coding region: 1-879 (292 amino acids)
Source: RefSeq, a predicted model, not a curated record
AUGCAUGGAAAAGUUGGGUGUCACAGAAAAAAUGCAGAAAUUGAAAAGCUGAGUAGCACAAACAAAAAAAUUAAACCUUUUAAAAGUGAUAUAUUACAGUUAACCGCUGAUGAAUUAAAUUAUUCUCUUUGUCUUUUCGUGAAAGAGGUAAAGAAGCCAAAUGGAUCAGAGUAUGCACCAGAUACAAUAUACUACCUAUGCCUGGGAAUCCAGCAAUACCUCUUUGAGAAUGGCAGAAUAGACAACAUUUUUACUGACUCCUAUUAUGAACCAUUUACGGACUCGUUAGAUGAAGUAGCAAAGAAAUUUGCUGACAUUUUUAAUGACCAUCACUACAUAGUAACCAGAGUGGAAGAGGAGCAUUUAUGGGAAAGCAAACAACUGGGGGCUUACUCUCCACAUACUCUACUGAGCACUCUCAUCUUCUUUAACACCAAACACUUCAAUUUAACGAAUGUAGAAGAACACCUGAUGCUGUCAUUUUCUCACAUCAUGAAGCAUUGGAAGAGGAACCCGAAUCAACAAGCCUCUGGUGGAGGGGGCAAGGCACCUGGCUCAAGAAAUGUUCUAUUACGCUUUUAUCCUCCCCAAGCUCUGUUAGAUGAUCCAAACUCAAAGAAGAAGAAAGUUUAUGAACAACAAGAGAAUGAGGAGAAUCCACUCAGGUGUCCAGUGAAAUUAUAUGAAUUUUAUCUGACAAAAUGCCCAGAAAGUGUCAGGACUCGAAGUGAUGUGUUCUACCUACAACCUGAACGGUCGUGUGUACCAGACAGUCCAGUUUGGUACUCUACCAUGGCUCUCAGCAAAGAACUGCUAGAGAAGAUGUUAAAUAGAGUAAAAAUGGUCAAAGAAAUCAACAUAGCUAUGCUUACUCCGUAAAUUCUCCACCAGAAAAUACCUUUGUCAAGAAAUAAGAAUAUGUUUGAUUCUAAAUCAAUCACGUGAACAUCCCAAUCAACCAGUUAAAGACAUUUUAUGCUUAAAAGGUUGAUUUUGGAAUAAAAGUGACGAGGUAUAAAUUAGUUGAUACCACCAAUGUAUAAUUUUUGUAUAUUUCAUGUGUAUUUAAAAUACCUGUAAGCAUAAAAAAUAUAUUAAUAUUACUUGGGACUUUGUAUUAUGUUUUACUAAUGUAUAAAUAUACAUGUAUUUAAGUAGUAAUUAUAGCACAUAAAUUCUUGUCCCUGUUAUAAAACUCCACCUAUGAAAUGAAUCCUCAGUUUUGUAUUUUUAUUCUUUUUUACUUGUAAGAAAAUGCUUUUACCAUUAUAAAUAAGUUUUAUAACAAAAUAAUUUUGAAUUUCUA